Hemicordylus capensis (graceful crag lizard) is the source of this 5481-nucleotide messenger RNA. RefSeq names its product phosphatidylinositol-4,5-bisphosphate 3-kinase catalytic subunit delta (gene PIK3CD). Gene Ontology annotation, cellular component: plasma membrane; cytoplasm; phosphatidylinositol 3-kinase complex. Gene Ontology annotation, biological process: phosphatidylinositol-mediated signaling; phosphatidylinositol-3-phosphate biosynthetic process; phosphatidylinositol 3-kinase/protein kinase B signal transduction. The coding region runs from base 147 to 3287 and encodes 1046 amino acids. The transcript has 23 exons. Lineage: Eukaryota; Metazoa; Chordata; Lepidosauria; Squamata; Cordylidae. Gene Ontology annotation, molecular function: 1-phosphatidylinositol-3-kinase activity; 1-phosphatidylinositol-4-phosphate 3-kinase activity. The record is from RefSeq and is a predicted model, not a curated record.
AUUUCUUAGCCCGGCCUCCCCCAGCCAUUCAGUCUUCUUUUUCUCCCCCACAGGGUUUCGCAGCAGGUGCCGCUAGCAGAUCGGUAGUUUCCAGGCUUGGGGGAGCAUGGAUGUCAUCCUCAGGUUGUAGCUGAGAAGCAACCAGAAUGCCCCCUAGUAUUUAUUGCCCACCGGAAUUUUGGUCCAAAGAAGCAAACCGGAACAUUCAAGUGGACAUCCUCUUACCCACUGGGAUCUACUUGACCCUAACUCUUUCCUGCAGUGCUAGUCUCGGCACCAUCAAACAGGUGGUCUGGGAUCAUGCCCAAUAUGAGCCACUCUUCCACAUGCUCAGCGACCCGGACGCCUACGUCUUCACGUGCAUCAACCAGACGGCUGAGCGGCAGGAACUGGAGGACGAACAGAGGCGCCUCUGUGACAUCCAGCCUUUCCUGCCGGUCUUGCGACUCGUGGCCCGGGAGGGCGACCGGGUGAAGAAGCUGAUCAACUCUCAGAUCAGCCUCCUCAUUGGCAAAGGUCUGCACGAGUUCGACUCCCUGGGUGACUCGGAAGUGGAUGGCUUCCGAGCCAAAAUGCAGCAGUUCUGCGAAGAGAGGGAAGCCAAGCAGCGGCAGCUGAACUGGAAAGCGUGGAUGGAGUAUAGUUUCCCCGUGCAACUCGAACCCAUGGCCCACGGGCUGGGGAGGAGUUCCCUUCACAUACCCAACAAGAACCUUUUCGUCAAUGUGAAAUUUGAGGCCGGAGGGGAAAGCUUCACCUUUCAAAUUGCUCCGAAAGAAUGUCCUCUUACGCUAAUGAGUUACGCCGUUAAGAAGCAAGCCACUGUCUUCCGACGCCAACGAGUGAGCAGUCCGGAGGAAUACACCCUACAGGUCAACGGGAAAUGUGAAUAUCUCUAUGGCAACUAUCCGUUUUACCAGUUCCAGUACAUCCAGGACUGUCUGCAUCACGGCCGGGUGCCCCACCUCACCAUGGUCCACUCAUCUUCCAUCCUGGCUAUGCGGGAAGAACAAACCAAUGGGAUUACUCAGCCGCCAAAAGCGGCCAGCAAACCUCCUCCAGUCCCUAAGAAAAAGCCAACAUCUGUGUCUCUGUGGUCACUCGAGCAACCCUAUUACAUCGACUUGGUUCAAGGCAGCAAAGUAAAUGCCGACGAGAGGAUGAAGCUGGUGGUCCAGGCAGGACUAUACCAUGGCCAUGAAAUGCUUUGCAAAAUGGUGUCUAGCACUGAAGUCAACGUGUGCUCGGAGCCCAUGUGGGGGCAGAGACUCGAGUUCGAGAUCAACGUCUGCGAUGUGCCCCGUAUGGCGCGGCUCUGCCUUGCCCUCUACUCAGUUGUUGAGAGGGCCAAGAAAGCCAGAUCCACCAAAAAGAAAUCUAAGAAAGCUGACUGCCCAAUCGCCUGGGUGAACGUUAUGCUCUUUGACUAUCAAGACCAGCUGAAAACUGGGGAGUGUUGCUUGCCUAUGUGGUCGUCCUUUCCAGAUGAUAAAGGAGAGCUGUUAAACCCCAUGGGCACCGUCCAGACCAACCCCAAUACAGAAAGUGCUGCAGCCCUAGUCAUCCAUUUCCCUGAGAUUUCGUUGUACCCAGUUUACUACCCAUCCUUUGAACAGAUCUUGGAGCAGGGCAAGAAUGGGCAAAAUCCCCACUGUGUGGUAGAGGACCCAGAGGAGAAGCAACAGCUGAAGGAGAUCCUGGAACGCAGAUCCCACACUGAACUCUACGAGCACGAGAAGGACCUGGUGUGGAAGAUGAGACAUCAGAUCCAGGACCAAUACCCAAGAGCCCUGGCGAAGCUCCUGCUUGUAACCAAGUGGAAUAAACAUGAAGAUGUUGCUCAGAUGAUCCAUUUACUACAGUCCUGGCCAGAGCUGCCAGUUCUCAAUGCCCUGGAGCUGCUAGAUUUCAGCUUCCCUGACCGCUACGUCUGCUCCUUCACGGUCAACUCGUUGAAAAAGCUGACGGAUGACGAAUUGUUCCAGUAUCUUUUGCAGCUGGUUCAAGUGCUCAAGUAUGAAUCGUAUUUAGAUGGCGAAUUGGCCAAGUUCCUGCUGGACAGAGCCUUAUCCAAUCGCAAAAUAGGACACUUCCUGUUCUGGCAUCUCAGAUCAGAAAUGCACGUCCCUUCUGUGACCUUACGGUUUGGCCUAAUUCUGGAGGCCUACUGCCGAGGGAGCACCCACCACAUGAAAGCUCUGAUGAAGCAGGGCGAGGCCCUCAAUAAGAUGAAGGCCUUGAACGACAUCAUCAAAGCGAGCGCGCAGAAAAACACCAAGCCCCAAACCAAGGAGUUCAUGCACACCUGUAUGCGGCAGGAGACGUACCUGGAAGCACUCUCCAACCUCCAGUCCCCUUUGAACCCCGGCAUAAUUCUGGCCAGAGUCAGUGUGGAGCUCUGCACAUUCAUGGAUUCCAAGAUGAAACCACUGUGGAUUGUGUUUAAUAAUGAAGAAAUGGGAGGCAGCACCGUGGGCAUCAUUUUCAAAAACGGAGACGAUCUUCGGCAGGACAUGCUGACCUUGCAGAUGAUUCAGCUGAUGGAUAUUCUGUGGAAGAAAGAGGGUCUGGACCUUAGGAUGACCCCUUACGGCUGCCUUUCCACAGGCGAUAAGACGGGGCUGAUUGAAGUGGUCAUGCACUCGGACACGAUCGCCAACAUCCAACUCAACAAAAGCAAUAUGGCGGCCACGGCUGCCUUCAACAAGGAUGCGCUGCUGAACUGGUUGAAAUCGAAGAAUCCUGGGGAUGCCCUGGACAGAGCAAUUGAGGAAUUCACGCUCUCCUGCGCUGGGUACUGUGUGGCCACGUAUGUCCUAGGAAUCGGAGACCGCCACAGUGACAACAUUAUGAUCCGAGAAAAUGGGCAGCUGUUCCAUAUUGAUUUUGGCCACUUCCUUGGGAACUUCAAGAUGAAAUUUGGGAUCAACCGUGAACGGGUGCCUUUCAUCUUGACCUACGAUUUUGUUCAUGUGAUCCAGCAGGGGAAAACGAACAACAGUGAGAAGUUUGAACGAUUUCGUGGUUACUGCGAAAGAGCCUACAUGAUCCUCCGGUGCCAUGGCCUCCUCUUCCUGCAUCUCUUUGCUCUGAUGAAAGCGGCCGGGUUGCCAGAACUGAGCUGCUCCAAAGACAUCCAGUACCUUAAGGAUUCAUUGGCUUUGGGGAAAACGGACGAGGAGGCCAGGAAACAUUUCCAACUCAAGUUUAACGAAGCCCUGAGGGAGAGCUGGAAGACCAAAGUGAACUGGCUGGCACACAACGUCUCAAAAGACAACCGGCAAUAGCACACCUUCCGUGCUUCUUCCCCAAGUCCACAGUGGCACGGCCAGGAAGAAGUUGAUCUCUGCCUCCGUUGGUGUGAACCAAGUUGGAGCCUUAACUUCCUGGAAAGCUGGUCCUUGUGGGAGCCUACUGCUGCAGCCCGUACAAGGAAACCAUUCCCAGGCGAAUGUCCGUGUUCUUCUCACGUAGACGAGAAGACAUUCAGUGUUUGGGGUCAGGCCCCAGCUGCUGGACGCGAGGCCUACCCCACUGCUGAAGGGCCCAUCCAGUGAAGAAGCACGGGCAACUUUUAAAGCACCGUUCUGCAGCGGCGUAGUUCAAAGAAGGACUUGUAUGUGUCGAAAAGUUUGUAUGUGUGUCUGUGUAAAGUGUUUUAUAAGGACUAGCCGACCUGCACGGAGUAUCUGUGUGCUCUUUGGGGAUGGUGGUUUCCCCCUCCCUCCUGGCCCCCUCUCUCUUGCCCUCCCUCCUCCUCCCGCCCAACUCUCUUCCCCACUUCCCCCCACAACAGCCAAAAAGGGCCCCACCACCGCUGUUCCUCUACCAGGUGGUGAACAGGGAAGUCCCGCUGCCUGUUUCCCUCCCACCCGGCCUCCAAUGACCCAGUGCCGCUGCCUGGCCCCCGCGACCGGGCGCGCCUCCCCUGCCUGGCCCCCACGACCGGGCACACCACCGCCCAAUCCUCCUGGGUGUGCCUCAGCCAAUCAGACUCCUCCGCCGCCCAGCCAAUCAGCUGGGCGCCAGGACGCACAUUCUAAGGCACACCCAGGAUAAUUAUAUAUAUAUAUAGAGAGAGAGAGAGAGAGAGAGAGAGAGAGAGAGAGAGAGAGAGAGAGAGAGAGAGAGAGAGAGAGAGAGAAUCAGGUGUGCUAUACUUUACUUGUUUGCUGGCUGAACAGAAGUUUUGUAAUGUUAAACCUCUUGCAUCAAAACAGAGCUGGGCUCUUUAAGAAGAAAAUAUUUGUUAGGUCGUAGCUCUUUUAAGAGUGUCUGUGUUGUAUCCAUCCCAUCUGUCUGGGGAAGCUUUUCAACCCCUUCAGGACUGUGUGGCAUGGGGGAAAAACGAUAGCUUCCCAUAUCCCCCAUGUAUCCUGGGGUGGACAGAAGAUGGGGUAUGAUCCACCAGUGAAUUGCUGGCCAGUUUCUUGCGGACAAUCUCACAUUGGUUGCCGAGUCCUAUGCAAAAGAUGUUGGACUUAAGUCCUUAGCAGCAAUGAUAACCAAGGGUCAGUCGCUCAGGAUCACUGAAAACAGAGUGAUGUCUUAAGUGAUCUCUUGCUGUGUAAACUUCACACACAUGUUUGUGACAAAGCUGGUUGUUUUUUUAAACUGACUAUAACUUGAAGUUAGCUCACCCCUGCUAUACCUUAUAAUUAUUUCAAGCUACAGGUGCUCUACUAUUCUGGUACAGGUUAAAAACUCAAGUUAAUGGUACCCUUAAUUUAAAAACAAAACAAAAAACUAAACAGCAGGGUUUGCAUCUUCUAGGUCAGGUUGCAAAGUGAUGCGCUUUGCUCAUUCUAGCAGGGAGCUAUUGGUACUGUGAAAACAGACAGGGGUGGCCUCUGAUUUCUGUGUAGCACAGGGACUUCAGCUAGUACAAAGCGGAAACUUCUGGACCAAUGCAAACUUCUCGGUCUCUCUAAAGACGGGAGGAUCCGGAUUCUACAGGCACGAUUACAUUAGCAUUUAUACAAGGUAGGAUAACUUCUACAAGGCAAGAAGACAGUGCAUAAGCCAUGUUUUAAAGGGAUUUCCAUGAGAAGAAGUGGUUCAGCUCUCGUGUCCUGAUAAUGUAGAAUGUCAUGUAGGUCUGCAAGGGUGAUGGAAGCAAAACUGGCAACUUCAGUCCUGAUGCAGCACCUUUUUAAAAAAAGAAAGAGAUUGGCGUUUAGGUGCAAUGGGUGCACAGUCUUUGGGUGCACAGUCUUAAAGGACAGGCAGAUCUGCAGAUCAAAACAAUCACCUCUCUCCUAAGCUGCUGGAAUGUCCUUGCCAAAACGCUUUGUAAUUUUUUUGUUCCAUCAUACUUAAUAACUAUAAAGAACAACUGUUUUGAGGUACUAUCGACAAGCCGAUUCUGCAUUGCUGUUUGGUUUGUAUGUUUGAACCAUUUGAAAGAAAUGGGAAAAUGUUUACAUACAAUUUCAGAUACUUAUUGAGAUUGAAAAUAUAACAAGGUUUUUGUUUUUUUAA